Emiliania huxleyi CCMP1516 is the source of this 708-nucleotide messenger RNA. RefSeq lists its product as hypothetical. The coding region runs from base 1 to 708 and encodes 235 amino acids. The transcript has a single exon. Lineage: Eukaryota; Haptophyta; Isochrysidales; Noelaerhabdaceae. The record is from RefSeq and is a predicted model, not a curated record.
AUGCCUUCCAACCACGUCGUGAAGGCGUUCCUGAGCGACCUGAACCACGCGGCCGCUCCGAGCGACAUCGUCGUCUGGGACGUCGGCGCGAACGACGGCGGAUGGUCGAAUCGUCUCAUGCAGCUGCUGCCGGAGCGCCACCGAAACGCCACACGGCUGAGCGUCUUCGAGCCGCAGCCGCGCUUCGCGGACGAGCUGACGAGCCUCGCCGCGCGGUGGAGCGGCACCUUCCACGCGGUGGCCGCGGCCACGGCCGACGGCAGCCUGAAUUUCUUCGCGCCGCCGCGCAACGCGAGCAAAGCGGACACCGUCGUUGCGUCGCUGCUGGACUCGAACCGCCCGUCCGUCGCGAAGGAGCAGAUCUCGGUGCCGGCGUUUGACCUUGCGGUGCCCAUGCUGCGGCUGCGACCGGACGAGAUCGUGUUGAUCAAGCUCGACGUCGAGGGCUACGAAUUUGAGCUGCUGCCGCACCUCCUCGUGAGCGGCGCGCUCUGCCUCGUCGACUACCUGCACAUCGAGUGGCAUCCAUCGGUGCUGUCCCAGUCGAGGCUGAGCCGGGGGCUCGCGCUCGGGGAGGCGAUGAACCUGGUGCUCCGUGGCUGUACGCGGCCGCCGAGAGCCAUCGGCCACGAAGGGCUCUCGGAGAGGCAGCUGAGGCGGUUCCAGAAGUACGCGCUGGGGUGCGCCGGCGGCCUGAAGCCGGCCUGA